UGCUACAGCGGGUAAAGGACUUGGACAUAUCGUUCCAACAAAACUGCACUGAAAGUUGUUCGCCCAAAUGAAUAAAACUCGGUCGCUAUAGCUUAUACAUUAUAUAACCUGUAUACAAGUGCCCACCAUAUAAAAAACAUUAUGGGAAAUCAACAUUAUACUUAUUGCUUCGUUUCUUUUUCAAUCCGAGUGGUAAACAUAGCAGAAUACCUUUUGCAGUACUGCGCUACGAAUUUGCAAAAAUAAAAAAUAUAUAUACAAAAGUGGAAUUAUUUAUUUAUGCUUUGCUGGCAUUGCUACGUGGACAGAUUAUUUAUAAAAAUCUUUAUAGUUACAUUUUCCAAUUUUUUUCAUGGUGGAAAAAGGACUCGUUUUUAGUGUAGUCUUUAACCGUUAUUAUUUCUACUACCAUUUUUUGUCUGUUUUAGGCGCGGAGUGUGUAGUAUCAGUGUGGUAAGAUAACUAACAAAUACGACCAGAAAAAAAAAGAAAACUAAUUCACCGGAUCCAAAAAGAGUGAAUGAAAUUUCAGACUAUAUUGUUUGAUACCAUUUGCGUAUCGCUUGCAUAUGAUUAUCAGAGACGUAUUUGAAAAAUUUAAAGCUGUGUUUGUUGUUAUUUAUUUUAACCGCUGAAAGCAACUCGACCUCAAUUUCAUUAACUAGAGCAUAUUUGUAAUUUAGUUACAGCUAAAUAUUUGAAUUUGAACUUAAAGUUAUUAUUUAAUUAACAAGUCGCUUAAUUGAGAAAUUUAAAUUAUGAACAAAAAAAGUUAUGGAAAAAGCAGAAAGAAGUUCAGUUUUCAGUUCAGAUGACCUAGAAAUCUUCAUUUUAUCAUAGUUUUUUCUUCUUCCAAUUAUUGUCAUUUUAAAAUUGAAUUAAUUUAUUUCCUCUUAUUAAUCUACAAAUUCAUAAUAUCUUAUUAAUAAUCGAUUUCAAAUUAAUCUUAAUUUAAAAUUAUUGUCAGAAUGCAAGCAAAUUUGCUAAUUUCGUUUCUGUUUAUCGGCUCCUUGACUUACCAAUCAACUGCUCAGAAAAAUUACAAAUUGAGCAACGAUGACGAAACGGUUACCUUCUCGGCUUUCCGAGAGCAAAGUUACGUCACAAAAAUACCGGAUGAUAAGUUUUUUCUUCUUAAAUACGUGGAUGAUGCAAUCUAUGAAAUACUACAAUACGUCAACUUCAAAAAAGAUCCGCCAUAUGGACAAAACAUUUACGAUUUGAUGAGACGCGCCAUCGCUGGCAACAUCACUCUUAGUGAAGUGUGGCAGUCUGAAGAGUACAAAGAUACGCUGCUGAACAGUCAACUUGGUUUCGCCAUCUGUGUUGUUGUGGGGCUCUCUCUGGCGGUCGUUGUUCCCCUAAUUGGGCUCAUCAUCUUCGUGUGCAGGUGCUGCUGCAACAAGUGUCGUCCCAAAUACGAGUUACCCAAGAAUGACCAGGAAGCAACUCCUUCCAGUUGUGAUAAUUGCACUAGACGAUUCUUCACAUUCUGGCUCAUUGUUUUUGUCCUCAUCCUCGUGGUAUGUGGCCUGAUGCUUCUUUGGGUGAACUUUGACCUCGGGUCUUCCACUGACAAUCUGCAGACUACCCUGGAGAAUGGAAAAACUGAUCUCAGGACUUACAGCAAAAACGUGGAAAAGGGCUACCAAUAUGCGAUUUCGAAACAACUACUCAGCCUAAAGGAGGUGCUCUACAGCCUAAACUUAAACGAUACGGAAAAUACGCUGGGAGUCAUGAUUCAGAAUCAAAUAAUCGAAGACAACCCGAAGUUCGCCGAAGCGAACGGUACUCUAAAUAUACUCAACGAACAAGUAGACCUUUUGCUGCAUCUGUACUUGGACGUGAACAAAAAUUCAGCUAGUGCGGUCGAUGAUCAGACAUCUCUGUUAGCCGAUUUGAAAUUAUUGAUGGAAGAUUUGAACACGACUAAGAGUGAAUGUGGCUCUGAAUGUGACGAUAUUCCAGUAACGCAAGAAACUUUGUAUCCUCCCGACGAUGAUUUUGAAGCGAACUUUGCGAAGUACGAUGAGUUGUUGAAUUUGGAAAUAGACAUGCAGAUUCUGGUGAUUAAGAGCAAGAAGCAGUUUGACAUUAUACCGGCCGACACCAAUGGACAAACUUUGGAUGUUCAAAAAGCAAUUCUACAGAUGUUAGAUGAGGCUUCAGCUAGUAGACACUCUGAUUGCUACAAAGAAAUUGUCAAACAAGUGUCAAAUAUUUCAGAGCUGCUUCCCGGUAAAGCUUCCGACUAUGAAGACAUCAUCUCAAACGAUAUUUACAGAGGUUACGUGGGCUAUGGCGUGGCUGCCUUGCUGCUGCUUCUGGCAAUCUGUCUCACUCUGGCUGUGUGUUGUGGUGUGUGUGGCUAUGACGGAGAGGCCACACCCGCCCAGAGGACCAACAUCUCACACUGUGGCGGCAUCACUCUCAUUCUGGUCACCGUUUUACUUUUCCUGACCUUCUCUCUCCUGAUGCUGCUCGGACUCUCCGGCCUGAUUAGUGGGGGAAACUUCCGACUGAUGAUGUGUGAGGAUGAGUCAUACAGGUUCCUGGAAAAAGUUGUGGACGUCAGAGACACAGUGCCUGGCUACCCUGGAAACUUUGCUACCUCUGUGUUGUAUGGACAGCCAGAUAACGAUGAAGUGAAAUUGGCACAGCUCAUCAGAGAGUGCAAGAAAGGCGAUGGGUCGGCAACCGUGGGACUCAAGUUCGACCAAUACCUCAAGCCUCCUCUUCUCAAGUGUCUCUCAUACGAUUCGGAGUUGGGCCGGAAACUGAACAAUGAGUUGCAGGAAAUAGAGUUGGAUAUCAAGACUGAUGAUUUGCUUCCAACUCUCCAGGAAGUAGAUGAUAUCACUGGUGUAUAUUCUGAUCUGCUGCAGGAUGUCGACAAAGAAGCUCAGGCGUUCCUCGACAAACUAAACAAGGGAGAAAUCGAAGACUACUCAUUGUCAACUCUGAGCUUCAAGUUGUCGAAUUUCGCUGACGAACUCAUUUCAGACUCGGCUGACAAAAUUGUAGACAAGGAUGAGCGAUUGAAGUUAACGAAAGCACAGUUGGAGCUACAACAGGCCGCAAAGGAAAUGGAGAAAAUUAAUUUGCAAUACCUGGAAAAACUUAAACAGACCCGGGAAUUGAUGAUCAAUCAACUAGGGCAACUCACGGAUAAAAUCUCUAAAAUUCAAAAUGGGGAUAAAAUUGCAUCUGCCGAUGCUGGAAGUGGUUUUGAGGCCUAUGACAUCUCGAGCGGCACUGUGAAGGCUCUGGUGAAAGAAGCCACUGAGAAUCUGGCCCAAGCUUCUAGAGCCAAGUUCCCGUAUGCAUCAUGGGAUAAGGCAGCAUCGGCUUACCAAAAACGUCUGUCUGGUUUUGUCGAUGCUUACGGGUCUUAUCUGAGAGAGGAAGUGGACUCUAACAUCGGACACUGCAAACCUCUUUCACAGAUACACUCGGCACUCUUCAAGACAUCGUGUGACCAAGUGCUCGCUGAUUACAAUCAAUUCUGGUUCUUCCUCCUCAUCGCAACCCUGUCGCUGCUGCCUUUGAUGUGUAUCGGCCUGAAACUGUCCACCCACUACCGAAUAUUAGAACCAUAUGACCCCCAGGAGACAUUCGACCAGAGAUUCCAAGCAGAAGGCGUCCCCCUCAAGGCGAGUAGCCCAACUAGAGCUUCAACCAACCCCAGACGACCCACUUCAAACUACUCGAACAACAACAAUAAUGAUAGACACCUGUCAUUGAACUUACGUCACAGUCAGAACUACCAACAGCAACCACCCCCUCAAUCACUCUCCAGGCCAACCUCCAAACCCCCCUCCCACCCCACCCAAAGUCCCUCGACUACACCUUCUUCAAAUAACUACUCCCCCAUGGGUCCCCAGUCAACUUACGAGCCAGUUCAGUAUCAACCAAUCAACGGCGACAGUGAAGAUCAGCCGGGAAUGAAGCAGACGAGUAUUUGUUAGACAUGUAAUCACGAACUUAAUAGUCCGAAGAUUAUCAAACCAAUAUCUUUUCUCUAACUUUUUAAACUGAACCUCAGAGCAGCUCUUAUAAAUGAUUAUGUGGCACUUUUGAACUUUAUCGAGGAAGUUUAGUAAUAUGUUCCUGGAAAAUCAAGACCCUAUUUUGUCCCUAUAUGUCAAAACGUCAUUGCAAUCUAAAGCUUUUGCUUGUUUUAUUUGAUGUUUGUUGUUUGUAUUUUUUGUAGUCCAAUCAUUUAGCCGCUGAUCCUUGGCUGCCUUCAACUAGUUUGGGUACGUUAAUUUUAAAGAGAGAUGUUUGUUAUUUUUUAUUUUUGCUCGAUUUUAUAGUUUCCUUUUACAAAUUAAAAAUUAUUUACAAAAUGGUAGAAAAAUUUGAAUCAACUCGCUCAGUUGCAUGUGAUUUCUAUUCAGAAGAAAUGAUAAUUUCGACUAUUUAUUUAUCAUUGAUGAAUUGUAAUUUACAUUUUUGUAAAAUUGAUAUUUCUCUUGCUUGAUUUCAAACUGAUGAUUGUUGAAUUAAAAUGCUCGAUUUUUUCAAAAGCUUGCUCGUGUGCUGGUAUUUUAUCCAAUAAUUUUAUCUUUACAACUCUCUCGCUCAUGGAACCUUAAAUUAUGGCAAUAUUUUAUACAGAUACUAAUAAUAAAUUUGGCUGAUAGAUAAUUUUGUGAAAAAAUAGAUACGUUUUGUGAAAUAAAUUCA
Symsagittifera roscoffensis is the source of this 4689-nucleotide messenger RNA. Its product is annotated as prominin-1-A-like. Lineage: Eukaryota; Metazoa; Xenacoelomorpha; Acoela; Convolutidae. Gene Ontology annotation, cellular component: membrane. The record is from RefSeq and is a predicted model, not a curated record. The transcript is spliced from 21 exons. Bases 969 to 3968 code for a protein of 999 amino acids.